UUUUAAAUUAUCUUUUUUCAAAAUUCCGAGGAAAUGCACCCUCGGAAAUUUCCGACGAACAUUUCCUCGGAAUAAGUCGUCGGAAUAUACCGAGGGCCACGUUCCUCGGAAUUUUCCGAGGGCCACGUUCUUCGGAAAUUCCCGAUGAAAAUUCCGAGGAACGUUUCGUCGGAACUUCCGAGGAUUGGACCAUCGGAAAGUCCAUCGAAAUAUUCCGAGGAAGUCCUCCCUCAGUAUAUUCCGAGGACUUUUCCGACGAACUGGUGGUCCUCAGAGUUUCCUCGGAAAUUCGUUUCCUCGGAAAUUCGUUUCCUCGGAAUUCCGUCGGAAAUUUUCAAGGGAUUUCCGAGGAAUAAUGAAUUUCCGAGGAGUUUUUUCCGAGGGAUUGUUUCGUCGGUAUGUCGUCGGAAUACUGUUAUUCCGACGACAUACCGACAAUUUUUUCCCUCGGUAUGCCGCUGUUUUCUUGUAGUGGUAUCUAACGAUCAGUCUCUAUAUACUAAUAAUCAAAACCAGAAUUAUCUACUAAGGCAACUACAUUAACAACUAAAGUUCUUUAGCUCAACUCGAUUCAUCAAACAGCCGUAAAUUUUAUAUAAAUCUGCUAUCCAACCAAUCACAAAUCAACCGACCGAACGAAAAUGAUCCGAGAAUGAAACUAAGGAGACGUUAAAACACCUUUAAAGACCUCCGCCAUUGAACCUGAUGUCCCUCUGCAAAUAGACGUCGUACGUCUGGUCACUAAUUUAGAAUCUUCAUAUGUCACCACUAAUUGACAGCUCCAACGCGUUGUAAUCAUAGGGAAGAUUAAGAAGUGCUAAGUAAGGUCUGGAUUCUUCGGAAACCCAGAAGCCUCGACUCGACGAUGUUUCCGUCGGCUAGAGUUUUUCUACUCGCUACCGAACGAAGAUGAUGAGAUACGUAAACAAAGUGAUGGCCUAGAAUAAAAAUUGUUUUGUUAUAGAGGAAUGGUUAGACUAAAUCAUGAAAAUCAUUGUAUAGAUUUGGUUUAGAGUAAUAUAAAUCUCAAAGUCUCAAAAACGAAACCCAGUUUCAUGGUGUAUAAAACAGAUAUUGUAUAAUUAAAGUAGUAAUUGUGUAUAGUUAGAGUAAAUAAUUGUUGGACCAAAAAAUAAUAAAUAGUUAGAUAGUCCAACAACUUUGUUUAAGUAGAUUUUAUAGAACUUCUUCCCUUUUAAAAGUAUUUGAUUACCUACGUUUAAGUGCAUGUUUUUUCUAAACCAGACGUUUAACAGCAUGUUGCAUCCUGCGACUUGCAAACUACUUCUAUUUAAAGAGAAAAAGGCGCUCUCUCUCCUCUCGAAACUCUCUAACUUUUCUCUAGGGUUUCACCUUCAUUGUUAACUGUUUCUCCGGUGCCGCCGCGUCCUUUUGGCGGUUGCCGGAGCCCCUGUUGUUUUCCUUCUCCUCUGUUUCUCCUUGUUAAUCUCUCUGUGGUCUUCGCUUGUUUCAAUUUACGGCGGAGGUAGUUCUCUUCGGUGGUCCUCCAAUUCAGAUGUGGCAAGUCCGGAGCAGAUUUGGGUUGUGUUUGGCGUCGUCGGUGUUGCUAGAGGACGGCUUCCUGGUCGUCAUGCCCUUCUCCAGUUUUGUUCCGACCUUGCUGUUUGGAGGGUUUUCAAAUCUCUGCGGUGGAGUUCUUCGAGGCAGUGGUGCGUGAGGCGUCGGUUAGCUCCUCUUGAGGUCGUCUCCUUCGUCACAUGAUGCGUGGCUGUUAUGGAGUUGUGUCUCGAGUAGGGCUAGGGGUUUGGGAUUCGUGGAUCUCAGAUCUCUUUUCCUCUGUUUUGGGUUCCUCUGGUGGUCUCCUGUGGUAGGCGUGUGGUGGCUCUGCUAGUGGGAGUUCUUCCUGUUCUUGUGGUUGUCACCGGUGACAGCGCGUCCGUGAGUUUCUGCUUCAGCGCGAGUUGUUGUGGUUUCUUCCCAAAAUUUUUGGGUACUGGCGUUGUGGCCCUCCGUUGCUCUGUCUCUUUCUCCUAUGAACGUUGGUGCUUCGUGACUGUUUCUGGAAGCGGAUGGGUCUUUGACGAUGAACAAACGUUAGUUGGGCUUUCAGCCUUCUUGCUUGCUUGGUGGUUAUUCUCCGGAGGUGGGUUCUCGACCGGUCUCACUGCUCUAUAUGGGCUUUCGGGUUCAACGGGUGUACACGGUCCCGGGCUUGAUAGCUGGAGGCAGCAAUCUUUAGUUCUCUUUCUCGAACGACGGCAUCGUCGGUUGUGUGAUCCUCCUCGUGCUGCCGGUUUUGAGCCUUUUGGGUGAGUAAGCCGGUUUGAGUUGUAAUUCUUUGGACAGGUAUUGGCUUGUGGAUAUUUCGGAAGCUGUAGGAGCCGGCUGCAACAAGGUAUGAGGGCGCCUUUCUCUCUGGUAUCUCGUGGCAACUGGAUGUUCAUACUGUUCACACCUAGUCCUCUGGUUCUUCACUGCUUCAUUAACGUUUGUUCAUUUGAUUAGUCUAGUCUUAAUUCAGCUUGGUUAUUGUUUGUUGCUUAGGUUCUCUCUGUUUAGUUUAAUUUUUGCAUCUCUGCUGCUAGUGUUCUUGUAACUUCUGUCAAAAACUUAAAAUCUGGUAUAAUAUUUAACAUUUUACCAAAAAAAAAAAAAAACUACUUCUAUGAUGUCAAAUUCAAUUGGUCUUAUUCUUACUUGCAAACUACUACAUUCUAUGAUGUCAAAUUCAAUUGGUCUAAUUCUUACAGUUAAACAAGUACUUCAUUCUCACAGCGUCAAGUAACGUUAACAACCCUUGAUUAAAAUGCCUAUUUUAAGAUAAAUUUAAAUCAUAAUUUUUUGUAAAAGAAUUAAAAUAAAAAGCAGAGAAACGUGGUAAGAGAGAAGGGAAAAGCGCCAAAGUCUGAGGCGAAUUGUAUGGUAGCUUCAAACAUUCCUAAAAUGGCGAUCUUCCCCCAAAAGAACAUUAUCUUUCCAUUAAACCAUUCUCGCAUUUCCUCAUACCAAUAUUUCAGACUAAAAUUGUUCAAAUAUAUUCUGAUAAGUUUUUGAUAGUGUAAAGAGAAUUGGAUGAGAGUUAAAGACAGAUGCAUCUAUGAAGACAGGUGAAUUACAACACUUGAUGCUUCUUGAGUUUAUCCGACGUUCUUCUUUCGGAUUUCUCAGAUGGAAUGGCAGAUCCUGCUAGUUAUGUCUAUCACGAGCGUGACAUCGACCAGGCACUUAUCGUUUUGAAAAAGGGAACUCAAUUAGUCAAGUACAGUCGAAAAGGGAAACCUAAAUUCCGUGCAUUCAGGCUAUCACCGGAUGAAAAAACGUUGAUUUGGUUUUCGCAUGGAGAAGAAAAAGGUUUGAAGUUAUCUGAAGUUUCUCGAGUUGUCCCUGGACAAAGAACUCCUGUCUUUAAGAGAUUUUUACGUCCAGAGAAAGACCACUUAUCGUUUUCACUUUUAUUCAAUAACAGAGAAAGGUCGCUUGAUUUGAUCUGUAAAGACAAAGCUGAGACAGAGAUUUGGUUUGCUGGCCUUAAGUAUUUAAUUGAAAGAAGUCGUAAUAGACGCGCAAGAAGUGAGAUACCUGAGAUAAACGACAGUGACUACUUCUCCACUGGUCGUCAAUCAAUAGACGUUUUUCCAAACAAUAUACCACGAGGUAGAACAUCAAUUGAUCUAGGCUCAGAUGUUGGAUAUGAACGUGGAAACAUGUUAAGACCAAGUACUGAUGGUUUUCGGAUCAGUGUCUCAAGCACACCAAGUUGUUCAAGUGGAGGUUCUGGUCCAGAUGAUAUCGAAUCAUUAGGUGAUGUUUACGUUUGGGGUGAGGUAUGGAGCGAUGGGAUACUACCAGAUGGCACAGUUACCAAAGAGACAGUGAAAACAGAUGUCUUAACUCCAAGACCCUUGGAAUCAAACGUAGUUCUUGAUGUUCACCAGAUUGUUUGCGGUGUAAGGCACGUUGCGCUUGUGACAAGACAAGGAGAAGUGUUUACUUGGGGAGAAGAAGCUGGAGGUAGGCUUGGACAUGGUAUUCAAGUCGACAUUAGUCGUCCGAAACUAGUUGAGUUUCUUGCUCUAACCAACAUAGACUUUGUUGCUUGUGGUGAGUACCACACUUGUGUUGUAUCAACCUCUGGAGACUUGUUUUCGUGGGGAGAUGGAAUCCAUAAUGUUGGGCUUUUAGGACAUGGUAGUGAUAUUAGCCAUUGGAUACCAAAAAGAGUCUCUGGUCCUUUAGAAGGUCUUCAGGUGCUGUCAGUUGCGUGUGGCACUUGGCAUUCGGCUUUGGCCACUGCAAACGGGAAGCUAUUCACGUUUGGUGAUGGUGCGUUUGGCGUUUUAGGACAUGGAAACAGAGAAAGCGUUUCGUGUCCUAAGGAAGUACAGUCUUUAAACGGUUUGAAAACGGUGAAAGUUGCUUGUAACAUUUGGCAUACCGUGGCUAUCGUCGAGGUUAUGGGACAGACCGGUACAAGUAUGUCAUCCAGGAAGUUGUUUACUUGGGGUGAUGGUGACAAAAACAGGUUAGGGCAUGGGAACAAAGAGACUUACUUGCUCCCCACGUGUGUCUCUUCACUUAUUGACUACAACUUUCACCAGAUCGCUUGUGGGCAUACAUUUACCGUCGCACUCACAACCUCAGGACAUGUUUUCACAAUGGGUGGGACUUCACAUGGUCAGCUAGGUAACUCAAUCUCUGAUGGUAAGUUACCUUGCUUGGUGCAAGACCGAUUAGUCGGAGAAUUUGUCGAAGAAAUAGCUUGUGGGGAUCACCAUGUGGCGGUUUUGACAUCAAGAAGUGAAGUCUUCACAUGGGGGAAAGGUGCUAAUGGAAGAUUAGGACAUGGUGAUACAGAUGAUAGAAGAACACCAACUUUAGUUGAAGCCUUGAGAGACCGGCAUGUGAAGAGCUUAUCUUGCGGCUCAAACUUCACAUCAAGUAUAUGUAUUCAUAAAUGGGUAUCCGGAGCAGAUCAGUCAAUCUGCUCCGGAUGUCGCCAAGCUUUCGGGUUUACUCGUAAGAGACAUAACUGUUAUAAUUGUGGUUUAGUCCAUUGUCAUGCUUGUAGUUCAAAGAAGGCUUUGAAAGCAGCAUUGGCUCCAACACCAGGGAAACCACACCGUGUGUGCGAUGCGUGUUACAGCAAACUUAAAGCCGCUGAAUCUGGCUAUAUAUCUAAUGGAAAUAGAACUAAUGUUGCAACCCCUGGACGAUCAAUGGAUGGUUCGGUAAGAAUAGAUAAAGGAACAACUAGGUCAUCUAAAGUCCUCUUGACGGGAAAUAAUACAGAAUCAGGCAAGACGUCAAGGCUUGGAGUUAGACCUGAUGCUUCUAGUGUCCGUGCCUCGCAAGUUCCUUCUCUCCAACAACUUAAAGAUAUUGCAUUCCCUACUUCACUAACCGCAAUUCAGAACGCUUUAAAACCUGUUGCUCCUGCUGCUGUUCCAGCUCGUCUACUAGCUGGACCAGUGGCAUCUCCUCCACCUGCAAGGUCCUCAUCGCCUUUACCUGUAAGAUCCUCCUCUCCUUACGCAAGAAGAUCGAGCCCUCCACGGACUUCUGGAUUUUCAAGGAGCGUUAUUGAUAGUUUAAAGAAGACUAAUGAAGUUAUGAACCAAGAAAUGACAAAACUACAGAGUCAGGUUAAGAAUUUGAAACAGAAAUGCAAUAAUCAAGGAACUGAGAUACAAAGAUUUCAAAAAGCAGCUAAAGAAGCCUUUGAAUUAGCUGCUAAGCAAUCUUCUAAACAUAAAUCAGCAACAGAAGCCCUAAAAUCUGUUGCAGAACAGUUGAAAGGGUUGAAGGAGAAAUUACCACCUGAAGUAUCAGAGAGUGAAGCUUUUGAUUCCAUUAAUUCUCAAGCUGAAGCUUAUCUAAAUGCAAACGAAGUAACAGAAACAUCUUUACUUACAACUUCGAUACUUGAUCAACAAGAAACAUCUCCUACUGGAAACACACAAGAUCAAAAGAUUGAUGAACAAGUAUCAUCGAACUCAAGUAUAUCCGAUACAUCGAAUUCAUCAAAGCCAGUACCAACAGAAUCUUCUUCUUCAUCGUCAUCAAAAACAGGUGGAAAGGAAAGUAAAGAACAGUUUGAACCUGGCGUAUACGUGACUUUUGCGGUAGAUGUGAAUGGAAACAAGAUCUUCCGACGAGUUAGAUUCAGUUGUUUUGUAGUAAAAAGAGAUUUGACGAACAUCAAGCAGAAGAUUGGUGGACUAAAAACAAAGAUAGGUUGCUCAAGUGGUAUAGUCCAAAUUCAUCAUCAAGUCCAGUGGCUUCUGAUUCAUCUAUCGCUCCUCCACCACCAUCUGAACCACCGUCUGAUCCAUCAGUCUCUGAGAAGGACAAUGAGGCAGAAGCAGAUUAACCAUGUGUGUAAGUUACGGUUGUGUUUCUUUUUUUCACAUGUACCAGUUAUAGAUACAAAAUGAAGUAUAUCUGAGGUUGUUUCUUAAAAAUUCUGAAACGGAAUGUUGGUAACUUGUAUUGCCUUAUGCAAAGAUAUGAAUAGUUUUGGAAAUAGGAUUUUAAUAUCUAGGAUCAUAUAGUUUUUACAA
This is a messenger RNA of Brassica rapa (field mustard), 6521 nucleotides long. RefSeq names its product PH, RCC1 and FYVE domains-containing protein 1. The record is from RefSeq and is a predicted model, not a curated record. NCBI's taxonomy places the organism in Eukaryota, Viridiplantae, Streptophyta, Magnoliopsida, Brassicales, Brassicaceae. Gene Ontology annotation, molecular function: metal ion binding.